ACAGUGUUGGUUUCUCAUCUCGGUGCAAGCAGAUUUAUCUGGCUCCUCGGUCGACAAAAUCAUCUCCUCAAGAAACAUGGAAACAAAGGCAUUUAAAAAGAGAUGUCAGUCUCUGUGAAAACAAAGCCUUCUGUACUCACAUGUGCACCGAUCUCCUCUGAGUUUUGCAAAGAAAAACAAGUUGGAGACCACACUCUGUGGACACUGAGGGAUGACCCAGUUGAUUGCUGGGGGUUCUUCAUCAGCAUUCUGUGAUAACAAGAACGUGGACUCCUUCUCGCUAAGAUCCAUGACCAUUUGCGCUAACUGCCAGGAGGCUGGAUUCUGACUUCCAACCACUGAUAUCUUUGUGAAAAUCAGUCUACGUCCACCCUUUAAAAGCACUAACGAAUUAAUCAGAACUUUGGAAAGCAAAGAAGAAUUGAGAAAUUUUAGUAAAAGAAUGAGAUGUUAAAAACAAACUAGAAGGAGGCAAGGCUUCGCCUUGCUAUUGACCUUCUCAGACCAAAUGCGACUGCUGCUUUAAAACGAAAAGCAAAACAAAACAAACAAAACAAAAAUGAACAGCACAUGCCUUGAAGAACAGCACUACUUCGAUCACUAUUUAUUUCCAGUUAUUUACAUCUUUGUGGUUAUAGCCAGUGUUCCAGCCAAUAUUGGGUCUCUGUGUGUGUCUUUUCUGCAAGCAAAGAAGGAAAAUGAAUUAGGAAUUUACCUCUUCAGUUUAUCACUAUCAGAUCUGCUCUACACAUCAACUCUCCCUCUAUGGAUUGAUUACACUUGGAAUAAUGACAACUGGACGUUCUCCCAUGCUCUGUGCAAAGGGAAUGCUUUCUUCAUGUACAUGAACUUUUACAGCAGCACAGCAUUCCUCACCUGCAUCGCCGUUGACCGGUAUUUAGCAGUUGUCCACCCUUUGAGGUUUUCUUUUCUAAGGACAAGAAGAUCUGCCUUCGCGGUCAGCCUGUCCAUCUGGGUGUUGGAAACCAUGUUCAACGGUAUCAUUCUGUGGAAAGAUGAAACGACUAUAGAAUACUGUGAGGCCAAAAAGUCUAAUUUUACUUUAUGCUAUGACAAAUACCCCUUGGAGAAAUGGCAAAUCAAUUUGAACUUGUUUAGGACGUGUACAGGCUAUGCAAUACCUUUGGUUAUUAUAAUGAUUUGCAACCAGAAAGUCUACCAAGCUGUGCAGCAUAAUCAAGCCACGGAAAACAACGAAAAGAAGAGAAUCAUAAAACUACUUAUUAGCAUCACGUUGACUUUCGUCCUGUGUUUCACUCCCUUUCAUGUGAUGCUGCUGAUUCGCAGCGUUUUAGAGCAUGAUGUGAACCCUGAUAAACAUAUAUUUGACCACAACAAGUCCGGGAAUCCAACUUACACAAUGUAUAGAAUCACGGUGGCACUAACAAGUUUAAAUUGUGUUGCUGAUCCAAUUCUGUACUGUUUUGUAACUGAAACAGGAAGAGCUGAUAUAUGGAAUAUAUUAAAAUUCUGUACUGGGAAGCUUAAUAACUCACAAGGGCAAAGAAAAAGCAUACUUUCUAUGUCUACCAGAGACACCGUGGAGUUAGACAUCCUGGAAUAGAAGUGAAGACUUUUUCUUUUUUUUUAAGGUACACAGUAUCA
This is a messenger RNA of Puma concolor (puma), 1626 nucleotides long. RefSeq names its product G protein-coupled receptor 65 (gene GPR65). The record is from RefSeq and is a predicted model, not a curated record. Gene Ontology annotation, molecular function: G protein-coupled receptor activity. Lineage: Eukaryota; Metazoa; Chordata; Mammalia; Carnivora; Felidae. Gene Ontology annotation, biological process: G protein-coupled receptor signaling pathway. Gene Ontology annotation, cellular component: membrane.